AAGGGCUCUGGAAGAAAUGGCAAUGAAGCGUACCACCGCCUUUCCGUCCUCUCUUCUUCUCCUAUUGUUCCUUCUCCCAGUCGCCUCUCCACUCAUCCUCUCUUUGAGCGAGACUCUCUUAGAAAUUAAUUUGGAAAAUCCAGUUUUGGAAUUCGACUCGCCACCAUAUGCUGGACAGUCAUGUCAUCGGGUUCGGCUGACCGGCAUGUCAAGGUUGAACCUCAAAUCCUAUGCCAGUUCUGUACGCGUGGCAUUGAAAAUUUCAGAUUCCACGGACGAAUGGCUUGGGAGAAACAUACGACUUUGUUUCCACAGGAAUACUUCUAUUGGUGUUUGUCAAUGUGAGGUGUCGCAGUGGGAAUCUUUUCUAAGGAAUGAACGGAAUUCAAUGAUAUCACCCUAUGAGAGUGGAUUUAUUGAUGUCAAAAUUAAUAAAGAAACUUCUACCUUCUUUUCGGUUGCUCUUGAGGAAGAGUUUCAUCUAUGGCGUCUGGGUUGCCUUGGUUUUGGAUUACUCAUUUUUCUCAUUGCGCCUGGCAUCAGCAAUUGGAUGCCAUUCUAUUACAGUAGUUCAAUGAUCUUAGGAGUUUUUCUUCUUGUCUUGAUCCUUCUCUUCCAGGCAAUGAAGUUAGUUCCCAUAAGCAGGCGAAAAAUAAUAUACAUUGCAUUCUAUGGAUCCUUGCUGGGUCUUGGUUCUUUAAUAAGAAAUUACUUCUCCACGAUGAUCACCUUUCUUCUUGUUAGUUGUGGCUUCAGUGAAGAAUCAUAUAAUCUCGUUUCACUUGUUCUGCUGGGGGGAAUAAUCUUUGCAGGAACGUUUUUAGGUUAUUGGUCUGCGCGAAAGUUUGUCCUUUCUGAAGAUGGAUGUGUAGAUUCUGGCAUUGCACAAUUUGUGAAGUGGACAUUGCGUUUGAUCGGCAUAGUAUCUAUUCUCCAGGUACUUUCGUCAUGAUCACUCAUGCACCUUAUGCUUCAUGUUAGACUCAAAAAGAUUCCUUUUGGUAAGCCGACUAUUCCAUUUGUAACCUCAUGAUAGUCUGAAAGUAUGCUAUUCUAUUUUGCAAUAGUAAGGGUGAAAAUGUGGUGCACAAUAAUAUGUAAUAUCUGAUGUUUCAUAAUCCAUUUUUUAUGACAUUUGCAGUAAAUUAUCAACCCAUUUUAAAUUUAAGUUCUGAAUAUAUGUAACAAAAAAUAUUCAAUUUGAGUUGACUACAGGGCUUCAGUUGUUGGCUUAGUCGGAUGUAAAUCUUAUUUGUUUAACCAAAGGUCAAAUCCUUACAAUUGGUAAUCCAGAAAUUUUGUGUUAUGCCCUGAAGAACAUCUGUGUGUACACAGAUGUGCACAUCUUUGUUAUCAAGUUGGGAUCAGAAGGUUCUUAUUCUAUUUGCGGUGUCCAUGCAUAUUUUUUAAAAUAAUUAUUGUUUUGUAUUGUACUAUAAAGAGUUAUACAUGGUUCUUUUCUUCGAAAUAUUGUAUAUAUUAU
This is a messenger RNA of Musa acuminata AAA Group (dessert banana), 1483 nucleotides long. RefSeq lists its product as uncharacterized. NCBI's taxonomy places the organism in Eukaryota, Viridiplantae, Streptophyta, Magnoliopsida, Zingiberales, Musaceae. Bases 17 to 952 code for a protein of 311 amino acids. The transcript is spliced from 7 exons. The record is from RefSeq and is a predicted model, not a curated record.